UGCGGGGGUAGAAAGAGACAAACACCUAGAGCAUCUUUACUAAGCAGACGCGCUUUAAAAGUCAAAGCUUUGCCAUGGGUGUGAGCUAGGCUUGGGUAUGGUGGAGAGAGGGGAAAACAUUCCUUCGCCUCAAAUGAGUUAUAUCAUGGGAGUGCUAAGCACGGACCCGGGACACUUAGUUAUCUUCUUGCAAGCCUUUUUUACCCAUUGAGUACUGAAGCAAGGCAUCCACUGCUCAGAAGGCUGAACUUCAAUCAACUCGUGAGUGUGUCUACAGUACUUCCACCUGACUGAUUCAGACCGGAUGACAGCAUGCCCAUCCUGGAGGGACAGCGACCAAAAGGCCGCAGGGAAAGCUACGUCCUACCCAAGGUGCCGGUACCACCCCUGAAGGAGACCCUGGAUAAGUACCUAACCAGUAUAAAGCACCUUGUGGAGGAGGAACAGUACCAGAAGACUAAAGCUAUUGUGGAGAAGUUUGGAGAACCAGGGGGCACCGGAGACCUGCUCCAGAAGAAGCUGCUGGAGAGGAGUGAAAAGACAUAUAACUGGGUGUAUGACUAUUGGCUUGAAGACAUGUAUUUGAACCAGAGAUUAGCCCUACCAGUUAACUCCAAUCCUGCCAUGGUAUUCCCAAAGCAAAACUUUAGAGAUCGCAAAGAUUCACUCAGAUUUGCCGCCCACCUCAUCACAGGAGUCCUGGAGUACAAGGAGCGCAUUGACUCACGGGCGCUGCCUGUGGACUUUGCCCGGGGCCAGCUGGCCGGGACCCCCCUUUGUAUGAAGCAGUACUACCGUCUCUUCAACACGUACCGUCGGCCCGGCCUUAAGCAGGACACCCUCAUCAUCCACCAGCCUGGCUCUUUGGAGCAGGGACACAUCAUAGUGGCGUGCCAGAACCAGUUUUUUGUUUUGGACCUAGUAUUAAAGGGCAAAAAGCUGAAAGAAAUGGACAUCUUAACCCAGUUAGAGAAGAUAGUGAAGAUGGCAGAGAACAAGGAGGAGAGGCAGCCUCCAAUUGGUCUGCUGACGUCUGAUGGGAGAACCGAAUGGGCCCAGGCUAGAGAUGUACUCAUCAAAGACUCAGUGAACAGCGAGUCGCUGGCUGUGAUCGAGGCCUGUCUGUGUGUGGUGUGUCUGGAUGGCCCCAGUGGGAUGGAAUGCGGCGACACCAGCCGGGCCCUGCUGAUGCUGCACGGAGGGGGAUACGAGAAGAUGGGGGCCAAUCGCUGGUAUGACAAGCCCAUGCAGUUUGUCGUCGGGGAGGACGGAGUCUGUGGAACGGUGUGCGAGCACUCACCCUUCGAGGGAAUCGUUUUGGUGGCGUGCACUGAAUACCUGAUGAAAUUCAUGACAGGAAGUCCGUCCAAAAUGGGGAGAGCCAUCAGCGUAUCAGAGCUUCCAGCUCCUCGCAGACUACUCUGGAAGAUGUCCCCAAAGAUAGAGGGCCUUCUGAAGGCCUCAGCUGAGAGACUACAGAGGCUGGUUCGGGAUCUGGAUAUGGAUGUCCACAAGUUUGAGGCGUACGGAAAAGAAUUCAUCAAAAAACAGAAGAUGAGCCCAGACGCUUAUAUACAGAUUGCCCUACAGCUGGCAUUUUACAGGUGUAAUGGACGUCUGGUGUCCACUUAUGAGAGUGCGUCAAUCCGUCGUUUCCACGAAGGGCGUGUGGACAACAUCCGCUCGGCUACACCUGAAGCUCUGGCCUUUGUGAAGGCCAUGACAGAUGAGGAGGCCUCUCUCUCCGAUUCAGAAAAGAUGAAAAGAUUGUGCGAUGCGAUUAACGUCCAGACAAAUUACACCAUUGCAGCGAUUACAGGGUUGGGAAUCGACAAUCACCUUCUGGGGCUCAGAGAGAUCUCCCGGGAACUCAGCAUGGAGAUGCCCGAAAUAUUCACGGAUAAAACCUAUGUGGCUAGUAACCAGUUCAUUCUCUCCACCAGUCAGGUGCCGACUACAGUGGAGAUGUUCUGUUGCUAUGGCCCAGUGGUCCCAAACGGCUAUGGGUGCUGCUACAACCCGCAGUCAGAACACCUCCUCUUCAGCGUGACCAGCUUUCAUGGGAGCACCGAGACCAGCUCGGCUGUGUUCAUCCGGGCUCUGGACGAGGGUCUGCUAGAAAUGAGGGAGCUGUGCAAAAAGGCUAAUAAGAGCCACGCUGCCGCCGCCGCCACCGGAUCGAACACAGUUGAACCCAGCCGAGGGUCAGAGGUCAAGCCUCCUGGCACCCCCCAAAAAGCGGGGAAGUAAGGGGUGCCGGAGUCGUUGUUAGGAUAGCCUGCUAGAGGUCACGGGCAAUCGUCCAGCAUAUCUGUGUUGUGGUGAAAGGGGUGUUAGUGGUCCUCUGGGUGUUUUCUGUGUUUGUGCAAUCAGGUAUUCGUUUUGGGACUUUAUCUGUUGAUUCAGUGUGAAGCCUUAACUAUGUAACUAUACUAUGUACAUGAAGUUAGGAGUGAGUAGUUUAGCUGUAAUGAACCUAUCAUUAAUUGGACGGGGACAGCGUAGCGUGUUGUGAGAGUGUGCUGACACCAAUGUAGAAACAGUGACUCCCAUUUGUCAUUGCACUGCAGGAGAACAGAGUAAUCUGGUCUGUUAUUAGGAAACUAAAGCCAUGUCUGCUUUUCAUAACUGUAGAGAUAAACAGCUCCUCUUCACCCACAGGUUGAAUGAACUAGCUCCUAAAUUAUCUCAGUGUAUGUACUGUCAACACAAUCAUCAGUUUUGUCGAAACACCUUAUUAUAAUCACAUAAUCACUGUGCAAACAUUAUUAAUAUUCAAACUAAUGGGAUUUAAGCCCAGGUGCCAAACAUUGAAAUAGGGAAAGAACAUAUGUAGACAAUAGUUUCAAGACAUUGCCAAAGAGGGUUAACUAUCAAGUAAAGUCUAUCGCAUAACGAGCACUUCAACGUUAUAUAUUUGUUACUUCAGUUUGUAAAGAAAUUCUAUGAAAAGGAUGCUAUGUGAAGAACAACAUUUCACAGAAUUUAGGAUAAUCAUCAAAUUAUAACCGUCAUGACGUUUGUAUAUGUGAAACAAUAGUUUGAGUAGUGAAAAUCUAAAUGUUAGUAACUACUUCAACAGUUAAGAUGAACUGAACUUGAUUAUUAAGUGAUUGCAUUAUUGGUCAAUGUCUGUGUAAACCUUAGUCACUAGCUACAGUAUAGACAUGAUCAGAAUAAAAGAAUACUACAACAGUGGUACUGUGCAAUAAGAAAAUAGCUUAUGCAAUCAAGGAUCACAAAUUUAAAUUAAAUGAAUUUAUUAUCUUAGCUAUUUUUGGUACUCGUUUUAGUAUUGUCCUUUGUGUCUGAAAGAGAAUUAUCUGAACCAUGCAUGUUCAUUACCUCUAUGAUCUCCUUUUGCAGAAUUUCUUAAAGUUUGUUAGGUUAUAAAAUCUUAAUUGUUGCUGUCACACGUAAUUGUUUUGUGUUAAUGACAUACUGUACUUUUCUGGGCAUUUUAUUGUAUGGGAGAUACUAACCACUCCCAUUUCUCUCUGUGUAACCAGUGCAUGCACUUAAAAUAAUUCAAAUACAAAGAUAUAUUCAAACAUUUAUAUUUUAUAUUGAUCUCUAUUAAUAUAUCGUCAAAUGUUUUAUAUUACUCCAUACAAAAAGAAAAUGCCUUAAACUUGAGAUGGCUGUGCUUAGAGUGCAAUAUUUCCACAGGUUUUGUCAUAGCUGGUAGAAACUUGGGUGAAAGUGUAAGUACUGUGUUACAAAGUUUAACCUCUGUAUGUUGAUAGUCAUGUGGAUGUGUUCAUUCCGAUUUAAAAGUUAUUACCCUUUGUUGUGAAUUAUGCAAAAGAAUAUAAAUGUAUUAUUGAUAGGCUGGUUGUGGAGUUUAGUUUCUUCACCGCUUCACGAAUGUCACCCUAUUGCGUUUAUAGUGAACCACUUUUGCCUGGGUCCACAGGACUUCUGAUCAAAAAUAGGACACUAAAUAGGUUGUAGGGCGGCAUCUGGGAUACAAACGUUCUUUCCUCCUGGCCUGAUCUUGUGUAGGCCCGUCCUUUCCAUGAACACUACAUCCAUGGAUCAUUGUCUGCCCUCAGUCACAGGGCGAGCAUGCCAGUUUGUGCUGUAUCAGUUUAACGUGGGUGAAGGUCAGGUGAAUAUGAAUCUAUGGUUAUCAGUGAUUUCAUAAAAGUAGAAAAAGCUUAUUUAUUUUUGUAGUUCAUAAAUGUAUUUAAAACAGAUGGGUGUUAUCCACACUUGAAUUGUCUUGUAUGAGAUGUAUUUAUUGUAACGUUGUGAUGUGCAGGGAGUGCUGCCCUAAAAUAUUAUUUACGUCCAGAAAUAA
Messenger RNA from Esox lucius (northern pike), 4303 nucleotides. RefSeq names its product choline O-acetyltransferase a (gene chata). Lineage: Eukaryota; Metazoa; Chordata; Actinopteri; Esociformes; Esocidae. The record is from RefSeq and is a predicted model, not a curated record. Gene Ontology annotation, molecular function: choline O-acetyltransferase activity. The transcript has 15 exons. Gene Ontology annotation, biological process: acetylcholine biosynthetic process; neuromuscular synaptic transmission. The coding region runs from base 313 to 2250 and encodes 645 amino acids. Gene Ontology annotation, cellular component: neuron projection; cytoplasm.